Messenger RNA from Labrus bergylta (ballan wrasse), 1442 nucleotides. Lineage: Eukaryota; Metazoa; Chordata; Actinopteri; Labriformes; Labridae. The record is from RefSeq and is a predicted model, not a curated record.
ACCUGUAUGGGAACUGCACACUGCGUCACUCUGGGACAUCAGCAGCAGCUCCAGAAGCAGCCGGUGUCUUCGCUCUGGCUAUUGAGGCUAACCCAAACCUGUCCUGGAGAGACAUGCAACACCUGUCAGUCCUGACCUCCAAGAGGAACCAGCUUCAUGACGAGGUGCACCAGUGGAGGAGGAACGGCGUUGGCCUCGAGUUUAACCACCUGUUUGGCUAUGGUGUGCUGGAUGCCGGGGGGAUGGUGAAAAUGGCCAAUGAAUGGAAAACAGUGCCUGAGCGUUUCCACUGUGUAGCCGGUUCCAUUCAGGAUACCCAUAAAAUCCAGUCUGGAAACAGGCUGGUGCUAGCCAUCAACACUGAAGCCUGCCAGGGGAAGGACAACUUUGUCCGCUACCUGGAGCACGUGCAGGCGGUAGUCACCGUCAACGCCAGCCGCCGUGGCGAUCUUAACAUCAACAUGACCUCUCCCAUGGGCACAAAGUCCAUCCUGCUGAGCCGAAGACCCCGCGACGACGACUCCAAGGUGGGCUUCGACAAGUGGCCCUUCAUGACCACCCACACCUGGGGCGAGGACCCCCGUGGGACCUGGGUCCUGGAGGUGGGCUUUCAGGGGGAGGAGCCACAGCGCGGGGUCCUGAAGGAGUGGACUCUCAUGCUGCACGGAACACAAAGUGCCCCUUAUAUAGACCAGAUAGUGCGUGAUUAUCAGUCCAAACUGGCAAUGUCUAAAAAGGAGGAGCUGGAGGAGGAGCUGGAUGAAGCUGUAGAGAGAAGUCUGAAGAGCUUGCUGAGUAAAAACAACUAAAAAAAAAAAAAAAAAAAAAAAACCCAUCUGCAUGUUGUCAAAUCUUUCUCUUUCUCCCUCUGCAAUCUUGCUCAAAUCUGUCUCUAAAUCUCACAUGCAUCACCUCAGUUCUUCUCACUCGAUGGUUAUCCUCCUUUUCUUCUACCUCUUAUCCCCUCCUCACUCCGCUUUUUGUUCUCAAGUGUUUCAAUUAGCCCCCAACCUUCGAUGAACGUGUGUGUAAUGGAACCAUCAUUCAAGUGUAACUUUUAAUAACUGUUCUAGAGAAAUGAAACUAUCUCACCAUGAAUUUUGACACUCCACAGAACUGUACAAAAACGGAAUACAGUCCACUCUUUCAUGCUCUUGCUUUGACUGCCCUGCACCUCUCUUCUGCCGACUGUUGUACAGUUUGUGACUGUAAAGGAUUUUCUGUGUCAUUCUACUUAAAGUUUAUUAUCUUGCAAACAGAGCAGUGAUACUUCUUUCUGAUGAUAUUUUUAUGUGACACGCACUGUUUAUAUAAACUAAGAAAGGAAAUAUGUAUUUUAUUUUGCAGCCUGUGGUCCUCGGUUCAUCUUUCAUAAUCUUUGACGUAUACUAUAAUAAAUCUAUUCAGCUCUUUAUUAAAGCACUUGAGUGAUUUACAACACA